Molecule: messenger RNA, 6602 nt
Organism: Gadus chalcogrammus (walleye pollock)
Lineage: Eukaryota; Metazoa; Chordata; Actinopteri; Gadiformes; Gadidae
Product: actin filament-associated protein 1-like 1
Exons: 16
Coding region: 3636-5432 (598 amino acids)
Biological process (GO): positive regulation of interleukin-8 production; regulation of interleukin-6 production; regulation of mitotic cell cycle
Cellular component (GO): cytosol
Molecular function (GO): SH3 domain binding; SH2 domain binding
Source: RefSeq, a predicted model, not a curated record
ACUAAGGACUACACCUCCCUCAAACAAACCUGUACAUUUUCUGGACUGGCACAGUGAAAAACAAGACUAAAAUACUCCAACACCUGAUCAGGGCAGUCACACAAGCCUCAUCACCAACAAAGGGAGUGACUGCUCAUAUGAUUGGUCAAGCUGCUCUAUGGUUCUCAGGACAACAACCCAAGGCAUCGAGCUCCUCUCAGCGAGCACAAAAGGGAGCAUGCAUCCUCUCACCUUUCGGCUACUUCUCGAUGUGCAACAACUACUUCAACCCACAUGAAAACACGGGCAUGUCAGAAAUCGACAUGCACAGUGUCACGUUAUUUCACCGAUAUCUAGAAAUGCGAUUUGAGCAGGAGUAGCAAUGGUCACCGGUUGUUCUCGCCCAUCCAGGGAAUCUUCCACGCAUCACUACCUUCUGCGUCACUUACUUUACUCUUCAGUCCUUUAUCCGGCACACAAGGCCGUCCCUCGUCCCACUAAGAGCAGAUGCCUUCUGGGAGAAGGUUCCAGAGGGUUUCAUGUUGAGGUGAGGCCCUCGUCUCCAUGUAGCCAAAGAGGGCUUUCUAUAGUCACACAAGAGUGGUUAGCACAACCCUUGAAAAGAGUCUAUGUUAAACUUAGCGUGAUCUGGCACCACCUUGUCCCAGCAUGCAUCUGGGCGUGCUCAGACAACACCCCCUCAUCAGAAGUCGGUAACAGUUGUGAUGUCAAUGCAGAUGGAAUGAGAGACGACAAGGGAAUACAGUCGUAUUGAAGCUUUGUUAAUAGCUGGUUAGGUCUGAUUAAGGGAGACUUUUGAGUACCAUAGUAACCAGUACCAUAGUAACCAGUGGGUUUGAAUAUGAGUAUGUCGACAAGAUAGCAUGGGCAGGUUUUUUUUUAUAUCAGUGAGUCAAUGAGGGCGAGAGAGACAGAGUGAGUGUGGUUUUGUGUGUGUGUGCGUGUGUGUGUGUGUGUGUGUGUGUAAAAUAAAUAGUGAGAGGAUGUGAAGAGGAGGAGGUGGGAUCCAAGAGCUAAUGUCCAUUUUUAGAACUAGAAAAAAAAAAUAUCUAACAAAACCUGCAUUAGGAGCUGCAAUCUUCUUCCAUCACAAUUUUAAACAAAACAAAUGUACCAAACUUGCUCAGAAUUUAAUUUAGUUAAGUAUGGAAAAAGGAAUUCUAGAAUACAAAACUAUGAAUAAAUAGUAGUACCAGUGUAACUUGUCAGCCGAUUCGUAGGUUGCUACUGAGGAUAAGACUCAUACGGACUCCUCAAGUAAUCAAACUCUCAGUUAUAAUUGGAGCUUCCCAUUAUAAAAGCUGUCUGUCUGCAGGUGGAGCCUCUGCUCUGUUAUGCAAUACCUUUGGCACCUACACCCAUCCAACCUGCAUUUCUGUUGACCGCCCUCGGGCGGAAUCAGAAACCCAAUAAUCGGUCGGAUAUGAGGUGCACUUACUAUUUACUCAGCCAGUAAUGAUUUCAUUUCCAGCAUCUAGCAGGAAGAGGAAGGAGGUGGAAGGACCUCACCUUCCUCAACAAUUGCCUGUAGGCCAGUCCACACACAGUAGUCAUAGUGAUUAUGGGGAUGUCAGGCCCUUUUUCUAGACCCACGCUGCUCACUGCCACCUUUCUAGAAUAUGCAGAAACAUUUAAUAGUUCCCUUUGUUUGCAGUAUAGACUAUUUUCUGAUACGUCCAGGCUAGAGAUUGUUCUUCCUGCUUCCUUUUGCUAAGUAACGGGUGAUUCGAUACCAGCUGAUCCGCAGAAUUGUAGUUAUGUAGGGGAAUCCUAACGGUGACAGUGUUCUGUAUUAGAGAAAUAAUUAUAAUAUAUAAUUAAUAAUUAUAUAUAUAAAUGCUGUAUAGCCAAACCUCCCUCCCUCUCUCUCUCUCUCUCUCUCUCUCUCUCUCUCUCUCUCUCUCUCUCUCUCUCUCUCUCUCUCUCUCUCUCUCUCUCUCUCUCUCUCUCUCUCUCUCUCUCUCUCUCUCUCUCUCUCUCUCUCUCUCUGUCAAUCUCUCACGUAACAAUUUACCAUGUUUAAAUAAAAUAAAUAUAUAUCAGAUAGAAUGGAAACCAUUUGUGUAAUACCAGAGCUUUGCAUCAAGUGUUGACAUCUGACAUCUUCUAAGUCCCAGAAAGUAAGGGAUCUGUACACAUCUGUGUAGGUCUUGAUGUUAGAGGGCAGGAUCCUAUGUGUCUCGACUGUAUGGGUCUAGAUCUAGACUUUUGGAUUAUUGACUGGGGCAUUAGUCGGAUGGCUUGUCGUGCUUUGUAGCAGAUGAACAUGGUAACUAGUUGGUUGGUUUCAUCAAAGCAAAAAAUAUAUAUAUAUAAUUUUUAGCAAAAAUGCAGGUAACAAAGUAAGCCUGUUUCUGUUUUUAAAUUGUUUUGGUAUUGAGGUGCAACUAUAAUUAGGAUUUUUCUGAGGAUCGUUCACAGGAUGGUGGUUUAUCCCAGAUCUGUGAUUACCCGGAUCUCGACCACAUCAACCCCUGACCCAAAUACCUAUCUUUACUAAACCUUCUGAACUUGACUUCGGUUCUCCUAUGAAAACAGUUCAUAAGGCCGUUGUGGGAAAUGUGAAUGCUGCCACCUGCAGGCACAAAUAAAUAAAUAACUGGACAUUUUUCCUCAUCGACUCUCUGCCAUUCUUUAACAGGGCCAUGCAUUCAACCUAGGGCGAUGCAUUCAACACGCCUCGACAUCCGUGGACUAAACUAAUAACAAACUUAAAACUGUUUGAGUUUGAGUGAUUGAAUUUAACGGAUAAUAUGUUCUCUGUCAUUUUUUUUGGAGGAAUGAAACCUUUUGCUGUACAAUAAUAAUAAUAAAAAUAUUGAUCCAACUUUUCUUGUUGUAAUAUAAUAUUAAUGUCUUGUUAAGGCCUGAAAACAAAUGAAUUGCUAGUGGAUUUUUAGUUGGUUUGUUUUAUUAAAGAAAAAACACAUACGUACAAAGUGUCGCCAAGUAGGCCUAUAGCAAUGUCAUAAACAGGGAGUUGCAAAUUAUAUAACCAUAUGCUACUAAAGGACGCAGAGUGACUCCAUAUUUCUAACAUUAAUAAAUCUGAUAGUCCCUAUCUCUGGGUUAUUAGCAGGGUAUUGCAAUUCUUUGUUAACUUUGUUUCUCGGGUCUGGCUUCCAUAUAGGCUACAUGUCUCCUGUCAUCCAAUCUCGUGUUAAAGGCACUUGAUUCAUGACCUUUCUAAAUUAGACUUAUUGAUUUGUAAUGGGUCUGUGGGUCCAAUAUUAUUUGUUUAUCAAGCGGAGUGAACAACUUUAGUAACAACAAUGACGUAAAUAAUAAACGAUUGACAAAAAUAAUUGUCCGUCUGUUUUUUCAAAACAUGUUUAUAUUUCGUGAUGUUUAUCUGUGUCACUCAAACACUCUGACACCGCCCCCUGAGGGGCGGGCCUCCCACCGGUUACUCUGCGGUAGGUUUAGAGCUCAUUAGGUCCAGAUCUUGUGAUGUUUCGAAACAGAUUCAUAGUUAUUUGUUCUUCAAGUUUACUAUCCGGCUUAUGGACUCGGAAUACGGAAGAUAUCUGAAUGAAUGAUAGGCCUAUUGAAAAGGUUUUUUUUAUUUCCCGGAUGAGACACGGCUCAGAGUAAUGGAAUAAAUUCUAUCGGGGAAACCUUGACCUCCACCAGCGAUGGACAAACAGAAAGUUCUGUCUCGGCUGAUCCAGGAGCUGCAGUCCUUCCUGUGUGUUCUGGACACAGAGACCCUCAGUUACAUCGCUAAGAACCAGAAGAAAUCACUUUCAGAACUCUUGGCAAUACUACACACUGCAGACACUCCUGUAGAAGAUGCUGAAUACAUGUUUAUGAGCUGUCCAUCAUUAUCGCCUAGCAAGACGCAUACUGACACGUCUUUGGCAGAGGUAUAUCUCCUGUCUAAGAAGGAAACUCAGAGGGAGUCUGCAUACAUACAAUCAAGGUCAUUGAAUGGGGGCGUAGCUGUACCCUGCCCAGGGAGUCUGGCCGGAGUCAUCAACCAUGAUGAUGAGGAGGAGGAAGAAGAGGAUGACGACGAAGACAACUACGAAGAAGCAGAGCCUUAUUUACCUGAACUAACCUGCAAUAACAAAGAGAAGGCGGAGACUGAGAGCAGCCACUAUGAGUUGUAUGGGGAGGAGGGGGAGGAGCAAGUGAAGGACAGGGCUCACUACAUCCAACGGACAGCCUCUCAGCCCUGCCUAAGGUCCGCCCCGGAGUCCCGCCUCUGUGGCUAUCUGUGGAGGAAGAGGUGGCUGGGCCAGUGGAGCAAGCAGCUGUUUGUCAUUAGGAACGACGCCCUAUUGUGUUACCGGAGUGCUAAGGAUCUGUUGCCCCAGCUGGAGAUGGGUCUGCAGGGUUGUCAGGUGCUAUACCGGCCCCGGACUAGCAGGGGGCUCCAGCACGAGCUCCGGGUGUCGGAUGCGACCCAGACACUGGUCCUGGGACUCACCGACCCCCAGGAGGCAUCAGAUUGGAAAAGGGUCAUGGAAGACAUCAGCCGUGGGGGUGUAGAAACAUUGAGCUGCUCCUCCCAUGUCCAGUCAGACCGAACCCCUUCAUACAGAUACAGCCCAGCUCUGCAAAGGGAUGAAGAAGACGAUGAACCUCCGGACAACUACAGCAACAAAGGCUUCCUCAAUGUGCUGAUGAACUUCCAAUGGCAAAGCUUGCUGUGCCAGGUGGAGGUGGGGCUCCUGAAGAUGUUCGGCGACGAGGAGGGGCCGUCUGACGAGGGCGACCGCCCGCCACAGUACACCCUGCCGCUACGAGGGGCAGACGUCCUCCCUGGGCCUGACACUGAGCAAUCCUACCGCAUCUAUCUCAGCCUACAUGGGCUUCAGAUGGCCGUGUUGGAGGCCAGCUGCUUGGACGACAAACAGCGAUGGCUUCAGCUGCUCAGAGAAGAAGCUUACCAUCAGAAUCCAUCUUGUGGCAAGGAUGGAGAACCAGACAAUACAGGUGUAGCCCUCAGUGGCCUGCAGACCAGGCGAUUUCCCACCUCCAACAUGUACAUGGAUGACCUGUUCUGCCUCAACGAUACCGCCCGCUCCCAGCCCAUCUACUCCAACACCUCCAUACUGCGCUACACGGAUGGGGUGCAGGAGUGCUUAUUUCUCGGGGACACAGUGACCUACAGCAACACAGGCUUUGCCAGCCAUAACAGGGUCUUGGAGGUGAAUCGAAACAUCCAGAAGCUGGAGCUGACGGGGUCCAGGAGGGCAGGUUCGGAGCUGAACCUGUCCACCGCCGGGAAGCAAAACAAACGCACCUCUUUCAGACAGUCUCUGGCCAUUUGCAGCGAGCGAGCUCAGGCUGGCUUUUUAAGGCCUCUGCUGCGCCGCACGGCUUCAGCCAAGACCUCGUUGAAAAGAGUUCCCUCUGCGCUGUUCAUCCAGCAGGGCAAGGCCUUGCCCCGCCGACAGGAAUGCGAGCACAAGGCUACUGCUUGAUACAACUGUCCUUCAGACGCACAAACACACACUCACAUGUGAAGGAUUUACGAUUGAUUUAACUUAUGAAUUAUCAAUGAAUUCACUUGUCAUAAGGACUUAUAACAAUAACAAAAAUCUGUUCAAAAUAAUCGAACACUGUGUGCAUCUCCUUGCAAUAUGUUGCAGAGAUAACGAAGAAAAGAUCACAAUAUCACAAUAUAAAUGACAUCUUGCUAGUGAUAAGUGAAUAUGGAUUUUAUUUUCUUAUACCUUGAUGAUAUGAGACUAAAUGAAAUCCUCUGAACUUCCUAUAUAACAGAUGUAUUUCCAUUUAAUAGCAUCUGUCUAUCUUCACUUUUUUUCCUACUAAAAUAAUGUAUCUUUCUAAAAAAAAAACAAGACCAAUUUUUUUAAUAGAAUAAACUGUUAAAAGAAGCAGUUUCCAUCACUGUGGCAGCUAUCUAUCCAAUAUUUAUGUGUUAAGGCCUGGUCUACUUUGAAGGUAACAGUAGGCAGGAGGCACUGCCACUAUUCUCCAGUUGAAAUCUGACAAAUGUACAUCUGAUCCUUUAAUCUCCACCGUCAUAAUAACCAUUUUCACUUUUAAAUGUCUUUUGUUUUCUAUUGUUUACUUAAACACUUCUUAUUUUAACGAAUCUACAAAUAUCCAAUGUUAUAUGUAUUUUCUGUGAUCAUUUGUGUAUAUUUGUUCACGAGGGAAAGAGAUAGCAGUAAGACACAUAAAUCGACACACGCCAUAAAGGCAAAUAAAGCAAAGCACAAAGACAGCAGGGCAGCCAAAGCUCACAACAUGACUGUCGAAAUGAAUGUAUUGAAUGCAAAAAAUAAUUGAUGACAGUGUGUGUGUGUGUGUGUGUGCGCGCGUGGAUAUGUGAGUAAGUGUGUGUGCGUGUGAGUGUCUGUGUGUCUGUCACCAACAUAAUUACAAAUACAACUAUUAUUCUAGUGUUAAGAGGUUGUUCAUUAUAAAUUUAAUUGAUCAUUUUUAAAGCAGUUACUAAAAACUUUAACUCCACUCAUUCUCACUGUGGGGUUCCAACUGUGUUCACAGAAACGUUUGUGUUAUCUCACAACUCUUAAUUGUACCUUUGUGAUUUAUGUCUAUUAUAAUAAAAUGAUUGUAAUCAAAUUGAUUAAAAUGAAAUGUGUUUGUUGUUUGGAAUUUGU